AUGCCAUUCCCAAAUCUCCCCAACGAGAUCCUCCAAGCCAUCGCCUCAAAGCUCGAUGAGUUCUCCCUCAAAUCACUCCUAGAGUGCUGCCCGCACCUCACAGCUCUGAUGCCUCUGCUGGACGCGGCCAUCCUAGAGUCUCAGAAGCACCCAAAUCGCCGUAUCUCCGCCCUUCACUGGGCUGCAGAAAAGGGCUUUCGUAAGCUCGCUUCAAUUCUUCUCGCCAACGGUACCUCUAUCAACGUGCGCGACGGCUGUAACCAGACACCGCUUCACCAUGCUGUCCUCGGCGACAAUGAGCUUAUGGCCCAAUUCCUCCUCUCGCACCCAGACAUCGAUAUCAGCGCACACGACGACGCCUGGCAGACGGCAUUUCACUGCGCAGCCCUCAGUGGCCGCGUAGGCAUGGUAAUGAUCUUUCUAGACCACGGGGUCGAGAUCAACCAGGGUACAUAUCAGGCCAAGCAGACGGCACUGCACUUUGCCGUGCAAUUCGGCAAUCUUGCUGUCGCCGAACUACUACUGCGGAGGGGUGCCGACAUCGACCGGCGGUGCGAGCGAGGGAAGACGGCGCUGCAUUGGGCAGCACAAGGAAACCAUGUCUUCAAUCGUGAUCUGGUGCCGGGGAUCAGCCUUUUGAUCGAGAAUGGUGCUGAUGUGACAGUCCAAGACCAGAUGGGGAACACAGCACUACAUGUGCUGGCUCAGUGUUAUCUCGAAGGCGCGUUCGAUGCAAUAACACUUUUGCUGGAGCAUGGCGCUGGUAUCGAUGUGCAGAACAAAAAAGGGAAGACAGCACUACAUGUGGCAGCGUUGGACGAUUCUGGCAGGGAUUCGCCAGAUGUGCUGAAUCUUUUGUUAGACGAAGGCGCAGAUAUCGGAAUUAAGGAUUCCAGAGGGCUGACGGCGCUGGAAACAGCGGUAAAGAGGGGUUUUAGGUUUACGAGGCGAAAUAGAAACGAGUGCGAGAUUGGGUUUCGGGGGAGCAUUUUCCCAAUGUAA
Messenger RNA from Morchella importuna, 1002 nucleotides. RefSeq lists its product as uncharacterized. Bases 1 to 1002 code for a protein of 333 amino acids. The record is from RefSeq and is a predicted model, not a curated record. The transcript has a single exon. Lineage: Eukaryota; Fungi; Ascomycota; Pezizomycetes; Pezizales; Morchellaceae. Gene Ontology annotation, molecular function: protein binding.